Messenger RNA from Thecamonas trahens ATCC 50062, 2536 nucleotides. RefSeq lists its product as uncharacterized. Lineage: Eukaryota; Apusomonadida; Apusomonadidae. The transcript has 5 exons. Bases 1 to 2484 code for a protein of 827 amino acids. The record is from RefSeq and is a predicted model, not a curated record.
AUGUGGUCGCCGGACCGGAGCGGGACGCCGUGGUUGCCGGACAAGAUCCACUGGUGGGUGGGCCGCGGGCUCACGCUCCUUGCGAUGAUCAACUGCUUCCUCGGGAUGAAGGCGAAAGAGUGGGGCGCGGCGCCAUACGUCAUUGUCAGCCUGCUCAUGGCAGGCUUUGCAGUUGCGUGCGUUGUGCUUCAGUUCACCAUCGGCGACGUCCACCGCGAUAGCAGCGGCGGUGGCGGCGUCGGCGGUCGAGGCGAGCGCGACUACAUCGAGAUCCGAGAGCAGGUCUGUCUCAGCAUGCGAGUGACAGCAACGCUUUCUCUUGUUGUGGCUAUCCUGGCAAUUGCAAGCGGCACGCCUACGCGGACGUACUCGUCAUGCAGGGUGGUUACCGAGAUUGGAGCGAGCUACAACUACAGGCUGUAUUGGGACACGCUGACCGGCGCUUCGACGUCGAUCAAGAUGGCGAUGGAGGCUGAGGUGGACGGAUGGGUUGGUUUUGGUGUCGGCGGGAGCCCGUUGAUGAGCGGGAUCGACACCCAGGUCGGCAUGAUGACCGGCGGUGGGGCGGUUGUUGACGGAAUGUCGUCGGGGUCAGUCCGACCGACGGCGGAUGGCACCAACGACAACACAGCUGUGGCGGUCAAGAAUGUGGGCGGAGUGCUGACGGCUGAGUUUGAUCGGGUGCUCAACACGGGCGACGGCAACGACAACGUGUGGUUGGCGACCGGGAUCAACUCAGUGGUGGUGGCGGUGGGCACUGGUGGCACACCUACGACGACUGGAUCGUACGGUGGACAUGCGGCGCGGGCGCGGUUCAACCUCGACUUUUCGGUGGCAUCAUCGUGCCCUGCGCCUCCGUCGCCACCGCCGCCGCCGCCACCGGCGCUGCUCGACGGCCUGUCAUGUGCUGUGGUGGGGACCCAGGGUAUGCGUGUGUACUGGCAGCCGAUCACCGGGUCGGACACGGCCGUCACGCUCGGGAUGUCUUUCCCGACCGCAACCGGGUGGCUCGGCUUUGGCUUUGUGCCAGGCGCCACAUCGAUGGCCAACGGUGACUUUGCGUUUGGCUAUCUCGACGGGACCAACCAGAUGGUGCUCGACACGUACCGCGGAGCUGGAUCGGGCGUGGUCUCGAUCGAUUCCACGAACGACUACACCGGCGUGACGGUUGAAAACUCGGGCGGCCUGCUGCAGGCCAAGUUCACGCGCAACCUGGUGACCGGCGACGGGCAGGACCGCGACAUUGUGGCGGGCAACAACCUUGUGGCAUGGGCAUUCAACUCGGACACUAAUCCUUCGAAUCCGCCGGUCGACGGCGAUUACCACACGGCGCGCGGAACCACGACGCUCAACUUUACGGCCACCGCCGUCUGUCCGCCGCCGCCGCCGCCGCCGCCACCGGCCGCCACGGCUCAGAUCGACCUCACGGAUGCAUUUACCUUUUCGGACGGCCCGUUCACGAUGCGAUUCAAGGUCGACACCGUCAACAACCGGGUCUCGUUUGCGCUCUCCAAGUCUGGCUCGGCCGGAUACGUGGCAAUGUGCUUUACCCAGAGCGCCGGAGUCAUGGGCCCGGGCGACUCGUACGUGGCGUUUGCGUCGUCGGCAGCAUCGGGUGGGUACGUGGUCUCGGAUCGGCAGAAUCCCAGCGGCAAGUCGGCGCCGCCGGCGGAUGCCAAGCAGGACGUGCUCGGCGUGAGCGGGUCAGAGACUGGUGGAGUGAUGACGGUCGAGUUUGUGCGGGCGCUCGACACUGGCGACAACGGCGAUGUAGUCAUCAACGACGCCGACAUCAACAUUGUCUGGGCGAUUUCCGACAGCGCGACGCCAGGCGGCGGAGCCGGGUCGGCGACGUCGGGGGUGAGCAAGCACGCCACAACGUCGACGGCUGCGAUCAAGAUCAACUUUUUCACCGGCAAGGUGUCCAAGGACGACCUUCGCGAGAAGCUCAUCAAGGCGCACGCGUGGAUGAUGAUCAUCUCGUGGGUGGUGCUCAUUCCUGUGGGCAUUGUGGUGGCGCGAUUCCUCAAGGACAAGCUCGGAGUGUGGUGGUUCCGUGUCCACCGGUUCACACAGUGGAUGGCGGUGCUGGCGACGUUUGCGGCGUUUGGGAUGGCGAUCUGGUUCACCAACGAGGACUUUAAGGGCGAGAACAAGAGCCACAAGCUCAUCGGACUUGCUGUCGUGCUUGUAGCGUUCCUGGAGCCUGUUCUCGGCGAGCUCUCGAACCUGAUGUGGUCGCCGGACCGGAGCGGGACGCCGUGGUUCCCGGACAAGAUCCACUGGUGGGUGGGCCGCGGGCUCACGCUCCUUGCGAUGAUCAACUGCUUCCUCGGGAUGAAGGCGAAAGAGUGGGGCGCGGCGCCAUACGUCAUUGUCAGCCUGCUCGUGGCAGGCUUUGCAGUUGCGUGCGUUGUGCUUCAGUUCACCAUCGGCGACGUCCACCACGAUGCCGGCAACGACAAGGAGAUGGACGAUUUGUGAGUCGCAGCUCGGGCUUGAUCACUUUACUAAAUGACACUUUGUUUUUUGCAGA